This is a messenger RNA of Ostrinia nubilalis (European corn borer), 947 nucleotides long. Its product is annotated as cytochrome b5-like. Gene Ontology annotation, cellular component: intracellular membrane-bounded organelle; membrane. Gene Ontology annotation, molecular function: heme binding. NCBI's taxonomy places the organism in Eukaryota, Metazoa, Arthropoda, Insecta, Lepidoptera, Crambidae. Bases 283 to 681 code for a protein of 132 amino acids. The record is from RefSeq and is a predicted model, not a curated record. The transcript has 4 exons.
UUUGUCAAAUUUAUUCGAAGUUUAGACGGAGCGGCGAGAUUUUUGAUUAUUUUACAAUAAUUCUUGAGAUAUUGGCUAUCACCAUUACCUAUCGAAACAGUGUGUUAAUAAAAACGUGAUAGCAUAACGUGAACGCAUAAAAUAUAAAACACUUCCAUCCAGAACAAAGUAUUGUUUGUUGUACGCGUUAUCGUCGCGGUGUCGUGCGUACUAUCGUGCAGUUGAAGAGGCAGUUCGGUGCCUGCCCCAGCCCAACGCGGUCGCGAGUCAGGAGCUACAGAGAUGGAAGACCAAGCCCAAGUGAAGCUGUUCACGCGCGAGGAGCUGAAGUGCCGCAACAAAGGCGACGACGCCAUCCUCAUCAUCCACAACGGAGUUUACGACGUCACCAAGUUCCUAGAGGAGCACCCGGGCGGAGAAGAAGUCUUGCUGGAGAAGGCUGGACAGGACGCCACGGAGCCUUUCGAGGACGUCAGCCAUAGCUCCGAUGCCAGGGCCUUGAUGAAGAAGUACAAAAUCGGCGAGCUGGUGGAGGCGGACCGCACGCAGAGCAAGGCGGGCUACGACGCCACCUGGAGCAACGACCAGCCGCAGGAGCAGGGCAACGCGUGGAGCUCGUGGCUGACGCCGCUGCUGCUGGGCAUCGCCGCCACCAUCAUCUACCGGUACCUGUUCGCGUAGUGCCCCGCCCUCCGCCGCCGCCCCGCCGUCCGCGCCCGACCGACCACCUGCAGACAAACGAAGUCGCCUCGCUUCUACUCAGCGCUGAAUAGUUCUGAAGCAGAAAGGUUUGGUUACUGAAGUCUACCUUUUUUCCUUGGAGCCAUUACAGCUAACCGAUAAUGUAAUGUUUUUGUAAAUAUAGAAGAAAGAAGUCGCCAAAUUAAUAAUUAUACACAGCAAUAUACUGCUUUAAACAAGACAUUUUAUAUGUACACCUUUAGAUU